Molecule: messenger RNA, 216 nt
Organism: Ilyonectria robusta
Lineage: Eukaryota; Fungi; Ascomycota; Sordariomycetes; Hypocreales; Nectriaceae
Exons: 1
Coding region: 1-216 (71 amino acids)
Source: RefSeq, a predicted model, not a curated record
AUGAGUGGCACGACCAAUAUCUCGAAGGGAGUAUGGGCAGGGCACUGCUUCGACAUCACAACACUCGCGAGACACGACGACGAGACCAAAUGGGUAGGGUGGAGCGAUGUGAGCAACGAAGUUACAAGUGAGAUUGCCGGCCUCUGGGAGAGCGAAUACGGCACCGAUUGGCGUGAGACCGUCUGCAACCUCUGGUGUGAAAGGUACGGGCACUGA